AUGAUACUAUUAUUGCUCGGCAUUUUAGCGAUAUGGUAUUUAUGGAAUCAGCUGUAUUGGAAACGACGUGGCCUACCUCCAGGCCCGACCCCGUUCGGGCCACUGGGAAAUAUGCCGGAAGUCAUCUGGAAACUCCCUGGGUAUGAAGCGUUUCGGCGGUGGGGGAGGAAAUAUGGACCGGUGCAUACCUUCUGGUUAGGUCCCCUACCUGUCAUUGCCAUCACGGACUACAAGACCCUAAAAGAAACGAUCGUUCUCGAUGGUGAAAAAUAUAGCGAAUUCGACACGGCAGUUGGGUCAAUCACUAACAAUUUGUUGUUGGGGUAUCGCUUUGAUGAGGACCGCCAAGACGAAUUUCGACUUGUGAAAGGCUGCCUCCGCGAAUUGAGCCUAGCUUCUACCAACCCAAUGUUUAUUUUAGCAGCUUUGGUCGCUCCGCUUCAAAAUAUUCAGCCAUUUAAAGCUGCCAAGCGAGAGAAAGUGGAUUAUGAUAGUCCGAGUUCUAGUGACUUUGUUGAAGCCUAUUUGAAGGAAUGGGAACGGAAAAAGGGAACGGACCAGGAAGCCUACUUUUUCGACCUGCAAUUCGGAUCGGUCGUUUUUGACUUAUGGGCGGCAGGCCUCGACACAACCACCAACACCCUCAACUGGGCCGUCUGCUACGUGUUGAACCAUCCAGAAGUGCAAGAAAAACUGCAUGAGGAAUUAGAUCGCGUAAUCCAGGCAGAUCGCAAGAUUACGGUGUCCGACAAGAACAAUCUACCGUAUGUGAAUGCUGUGGUUAAUGAAGUUCAAAGACUGGCUAACCUAUUGCCUCAAAAUAUCUUCCGGUCUACCAAUGCUGAAGUAAAUAUUGGAGGCUAUAAGUUGCCGGCGGGUACGGUAGUGUGCCCGCAGCUUAGCACGGUGCUUUAUGAUGAAGAGAUCUUCCCAGAACCCUACAAAUUCAAACCCGAACGCUUCAUAAAUACCGAUGGCUCCUUGAAGAAAUUCGAAGAAUUAAUCCCUUUCUCCCUCGGAAAACGGCAAUGUGUCGGCGAAGGACUGGCCCGACUUGAGCUCUACCUCUUCGUUGCCAACAUUUUUCAGCGAUUUAAGGUCCCCAAGCCCCCAAAGCUGCAGAUGUGGCUCGUUCCACUUCUCUUCACGAUUGCCUCCUAUGUUAAUGCCUUUCUAAGUCUACAUCACUACACUCAAUGCCUCGUCCGCCCACUGCGUGUUGGUGACGUCAUCACUAUUAAGGGUCAUGUCAUCGCCGGCGCGGAACAAUGGAAGUGUAGCAUCUCGCUGCAGGGCAUGAAUCACGUCAUCAUCCACGCCGACCACCGUAUCACCACCGGACGCGGGAAUCCGUGCACCGUCCUCAAUUCACGCUUUAGGACUGAAUGGGGCGAGGAGUAUGUGAAAGACAUUGUUCCGUUUUCUGGAGGUCCCUUCCAGAUGACGUUUAGAAUCUUGGAAGAGCUGAUGGUGGAAGUGUAUUACAAGGAUGUGGCUUGGCCUGGGACGAGCUAUGCGCGU
Molecule: messenger RNA, 1521 nt
Organism: Mesorhabditis spiculigera
Lineage: Eukaryota; Metazoa; Nematoda; Chromadorea; Rhabditida; Rhabditidae
Source: the annotation of a GenBank genome assembly